AUGCCGGUGCUGAUCACGUAUGCGACAUCUCGUGGCUCCACGAGGGAAGUCGCCGAGCGAAUCGCUUCAAGACUACACAAUGACGGUUUUGCCGUCGACUGCCGGCCCGUCGACCGUGUCUACAGCGUGGCCAACUACAAGGCUGUCAUCAUAGGGAGCGCCGUACACAAUGCCAGAUGGUUGCUGGAUGCCGAGCGAUUCCUCGACGUCGAAGCCACAGGACUCCGGACGAAACCCCUCUGGUCGUUCAGUAUGGGCUCAGCCUCUGCGAGCACACCCGGUUGGAGACGGGAAAAAGUGGCCAAGCGGGAACAGAGAAAGAUUGAACGCAUGAUCAUAUCAAAGGUGCCCACAGUCAGAGAGCAUCGCUUUUUUGCUGGAAAGAAUGAUGGACAGUCCUGGUCGGGUCUUGCGAGAAGCAUGUACCGUUGCAUAGGUGGGAGGUUCGGUGACUUUCGCGAGUGGGAUGAAAUCGACAUGUGGACAGAUGCCAUUGCGAAGGAAAUGAAAGCCGAAGGCAUUUGA
Exophiala spinifera is the source of this 525-nucleotide messenger RNA. RefSeq lists its product as uncharacterized. NCBI's taxonomy places the organism in Eukaryota, Fungi, Ascomycota, Eurotiomycetes, Chaetothyriales, Herpotrichiellaceae. Gene Ontology annotation, molecular function: FMN binding. Bases 1 to 525 code for a protein of 174 amino acids. The transcript has a single exon. The record is from RefSeq and is a predicted model, not a curated record.